UCUUCUUCCUUUCAUGCCUCUAUAUUUCUAAUUAAAAAACAAGGAAGAAAGAAGUGGAUAAGAUAACGCAACUCAAGAAUCCUCGCUAGAAAGAGCUUUAAAAAAAUGUAUGUGACUCGGCCUCUUUCGCUCUACUUAAAAUCUAUUGAAACUGCCCUUAUACCGCCACCAGAAGGUCCGAAUUCCGGUUAUUUGGUGGUUGCUGACGAAGAAUAUGAGGCGGAAGCGACGUCUUGCUGGGGGCUGUGUAAAGAUAAUAAGAUCCGAAACCUACCUUUUCCUCAGAACAAGAUCCUCAAGGUCGUCUACACCCAGCACCAUGGCAAUACAAGCACAACGGAUAGUGAUGAGGCCUACUUCAUACCAGUUCUUGAUCAGCCAUUGUCUUCCAAUCGAUACUACGUUAUACGGGCAUCUGGGAAGUAUAAAGGGAAUGCAUGCACAUGUUCAAGGGAGGAGGAUAUGAGCACAUGUUGCUUUUGCAAGUCUGUCAAUGAUGUGAAGCCAAGAGCUCUAGACUAUAGGGAUAUCUAUCAGCAGGUAGAGAUCAUUCGCCGACAUAGUGGUUCCUAUGUUGCCAAAUCCAUCGCACCAGACGGGUUCCCUCCAUUGUUCUUGAGAAGAAAAGGGUGGGAGGUAUACACAAAAACUCCCCACGACUUCCAACUAGGCGAGGCUCACGGCAUUGAUCUUUCUCCACGCGCUCGUCUGCCAGCAUUCGACUUCCCAAUCUCUAACAAGCAUUCGAGGAGUGUUGUAGUAGGAAAGUGGUACAUCCCUUUCAUGUUCAUUAAGGAAGAUGGUACUAGCUCAAAAGAUCAAAUGAAAAAGUCCAUGUUUUAUGAGAUGUAUCUUGAACAGAUGUGGGAUGAGAUACACAUGUGUGAGAACCACAGCACAGAACAGAAUGCCGUGGUAGUGAAUACGACUGUGCGAAGGGAGAUUGUGAUGAUCUCUGGUCUGGAAGCCAUCCCACAUGUGGUUGAUGGGGUGAUGUGGUUACGUGGUCCACCUAAUAGCAUUGGUAUGGGAUUGAGUAUGGCAGUUGUAGAUAGAAUGAAAUGGGAAGCUUGUAGAGGAGGUUGGAUUGAUGGGAAUGAGAGAGAUUUGAAGGUGGAGAGGGUGGAAGAGUUUGGAGGAGUGAAUGGAUGGAGGAAAUUUGGUUGUUAUAUGUUGGUGGAGAGGUUUGUUUUGAGAAGGAUGGAUGGGACUUUGGUUCUAACUUAUGAUUUUAAUCACACUCAUCUGAUUCAAUCCAAGUGGGAGUAGUUUUGUUUAUAUAUGUUUCAUAUUUACUUUAGGACUCUCAAUUCCAUCAGUGUGAACUAGUAUAUGUUAAUGAUGUGUAAGAUUUAUAUAAAUGAUGGUAAGUGAUGGAUAAGAUUGUCUAAUUAGUUUGCCUUUUUUUUUUUUUUUUUGUGGUGAUCUAUCGAUGGCCCACUUUUUUGCCUAAUCUAAUCCGUUGUUUCAAUGUCG
Magnolia sinica is the source of this 1476-nucleotide messenger RNA. RefSeq lists its product as uncharacterized. The transcript is spliced from 2 exons. The coding region runs from base 106 to 1269 and encodes 387 amino acids. The record is from RefSeq and is a predicted model, not a curated record. Lineage: Eukaryota; Viridiplantae; Streptophyta; Magnoliopsida; Magnoliales; Magnoliaceae.